This is a messenger RNA of Poecilia latipinna (sailfin molly), 2271 nucleotides long. It is a transcript of the gene gnb3a, whose product is annotated as guanine nucleotide binding protein (G protein), beta polypeptide 3a. The record is from RefSeq and is a predicted model, not a curated record. Lineage: Eukaryota; Metazoa; Chordata; Actinopteri; Cyprinodontiformes; Poeciliidae. Gene Ontology annotation, biological process: signal transduction. Gene Ontology annotation, molecular function: protein binding. The coding region runs from base 312 to 1334 and encodes 340 amino acids. The transcript has 9 exons.
UGUGUUGCAUCUUCUGGAAGAACAAACGGAGUCGUUAAAGUCAUGUUUGCCUCCUCGUUCGACCUCUCUCUGGUUUCUGCCUGUGUGUGCGCUGACGUUCUCCUGAAGGUGUGCCCGCGGGUUUCUCUGCGAGUUCCUGCGUAUUUAUGAAAGUUUGCAAAGCAGACGAGGGUUCGUUUGACUUGCAAAGCAGCGUUUACUUGGAGUCGGGUGUAAGGCAGGUUAGCGAGCUCAGGUAGGCGCGGGUUUGAUUCCAACAUGAGGACGUCUCUUUCUGUUUUCACUGGUGACAUUUGCUGGUAAUCAUCACCAUGGGUGAAAUGGAGCAGCUGAGAAAGGAGGCAGAAAGCCUCAAAGAUCAGAUCACUGCGGCCCGUAAGGCGGUGCAGGACACCACGCUGCAGGAGGCGGCAGCGGGGAUCACCGUGGUGGGCCGCAUCCAGAUGAAGACCAGGAAGACGCUACGGGGUCACCUGGCCAAGAUCUACGCCAUGCACUGGUCCACCGACUCCAAGCUGUGCGUCAGCGCCUCACAGGAUGGAAAACUCAUCGUGUGGGACAGCGUCACAACCAACAAGGUGAACGCCAUCCCGCUGAAGUCGUCCUGGGUGAUGACGUGUGCCUACGCGCCUUCAGGAAACCUGGUGGCCUGCGGCGGUCUGGACAACAUGUGCUCCAUCUACAACCUGAAGGGGAAGGAUGGGAACGUCAAGGUGAUGCGAGAGCUGGCCGCACACACAGGUUAUCUUUCCUGCUGCCGCUUCAUCAGCGACACCGAGAUCAUCACCAGCUCAGGCGACUGCACCUGCAUACUCUGGGACAUUGAGACAGGGACCCAGAAGACUGUUUUUGCUGGACACCAAGGAGACUGCAUGUCCCUGGCCGUAGCGCCAGACUUUAAGUUUUUCAUCUCAGGAGCGUGCGACUUUACGGCGAAGCUGUGGGACAUCAGGGAGGGCACCUGCAGACAGACCUUCAGCGGCCAUGAGAGUGAUGUCAAUGCCAUUGGGUUUUUUCCCAAUGGUAACGCAGUGAUAACCGGAUCAGACGAUGCCACCUGUAAACUGUUUGACCUGCGGGCUGACCAGGAGCUCAUCACCUACCAGGACUCCGGCAUCAUGUGCGGCGUUACCUCCCUGGCCCCGUCCUUGUCCGGCCGGCUCAUCCUGGCUGGCUACGACGACUUCAAUGUGAACAUCUGGGACACGCUGAAGGCUGAGAGAGUGGGUGUGCUGGCUGGUCACGACAACAGAGUGAGCUGCAUUGGCGUGUCUGCAGACGGCAUGGCCUGCUGCACGGGAUCCUGGGACAGUUUCCUCAAGAUAUGGAACUGAGGCUGUCCCUCUGCUACAAGCAGAAAGAAAGCAGUUCAUUUAUGCUUGGAAACAUGUGAAGAUUUAAAACAAGGCGAGAUCAAUGGAGGCAGGAGACGACACGUACAGUGAGAAGAGGGUAUUUUAUCUGUGCCAAGUCAUUUCUAAUGUUGGAGAAGAGGAGUGUAAUGCGAGGUUUCCUCUUCUCCCAGUCACACUGCACUCUCACCUUUCUUCUCAUGUUCUGGCGGAAAUUAGGGUAGAACAAAAGAGUGGGCGUCUUAGUCAAAUUUCUCAUUAGUUAAUCUGUAAUUCAGAUGAAACAGAUGGCGGAUGCAUAAUUUUUGGAGCAACAUUAAGAUUAUCCAAUGCGAACAGUUGCCAAAUGGAAAUGGUAGCACACUGGAUGAUGGUCAGAACUAAAAACAUGUCAAGUUACAGCCUGUGUAGAGUCACAGAAGCUCCACUUAUAUGCUGUUUUAUAUGAGAACAUAGGUUACACCAUAUGAAUAACAUGAUUUACAAUCAUUUGUUUUAGCUUCGGUAGAUCCCCCAAGUACUUAAACUUUCUUUUUAUUUUCUAAUUUUAUUUAAACUUGAGUCAAUAGUUUGCAAAUGUCUGCAUUUGUGUUUGUUUUGUAUGUGACUGAUGGACAAUAUUUAGCAGGAUUUGGGAUCGUUUUUGACUUUAUCCCCUCAGUAAAUAGGUAAAAACUCAAAAUGACAGAUGGAUUAGUAAAAUGGUUACUUGGUGACCCUUUUCUCAAGUCAAAACUAUAUCAAAACAGUAACUGAAUAUUUAUAUAUCUGCUUAUACAUUUAUCUUUAUAGCAGGUAGGCUCUGAAUUCUGAUUGUAUACAUUUAGAUGAACGUCAAACUAAAAUUUCAACUACAUUUUUUUCAAAACUUGAUCUACACUGCAAUGUAAACUAAUAAAUUUGGGAUUCUGCUAAACAA